GUCAGUGCCUGGUGUGUUUGGGCAUCGUCAGAAUGAAAAUCUACCUGUGAUAAAGCGCAUGUUACUGUCUGGACUCCAGUCCAACUCUGAAAUUCUUCGCACUCAAGCUGUAAAAGCUGUUGGUGCGUUCAUACUUCUACAUGACAAGGAGCCUGCCAUACAAAACAUUUCACUGAAUAUACUUAUUCCAUUGAUGCAGGUUAUUGUCCAAUCGAUUGAGAAAAGCGAUGACGAUUCAUCAUUGAAGGUGCUUAUCGAAUUAGCGGAAUCUGCACCUCAGUUUUUGCGACCCCAACUCGAGCCCUUUUCCACGUGUGCAUAA
Arctia plantaginis is the source of this 322-nucleotide messenger RNA. Lineage: Eukaryota; Metazoa; Arthropoda; Insecta; Lepidoptera; Erebidae. The record is from the annotation of a GenBank genome assembly.